AUGUGGGGCUGCAUAACAGAUUUCUUUACCUACGAGACCACAAAGUCUGUGGUGGUGAAGAGCUGGACCAUUGGGAUCAUCAACCGGGUUGUUCAGCUGCUUAUCAUCUCGUACUUCGCAGGAUGGGUGUUUUUGUAUGAGAAGGCCUAUCAGGAGCGAGACACCGCUAUCGAAUCGUCGGUGAUGACUAAAGUGAAAGGAUUCGGAGAGCAUCACAACAAGACCAUGGAUGUCGCUGACUAUGUUACACCUACACAGGGCGCCUCAGUGUUCUGUGUCAUUACUAAACUCAUCACUACUGAAAACCAAGCGCAGGGUGAAUGUCCUGAGAGUGAGACGAAGUUUAAAUGUGAACAUCAUGAUAACUGCACUAAAUUAAUUUCCAAGCCCGGCUCAAACGGUCUGCUGACGGGAAGGUGUGUGAACUUCAACAGUACAUUUAAGACCUGUCAGAUCAGAGGAUGGUGCCCCGCCGAGAUCGACGACAUUCCAAUUAAACCCAUGAUGGAGGUCGAGAACUUCACCAUAUUUAUCAAAAACAGCAUCCGCUUUCCCCGCUUCAACUUCACAAAAGGAAACUUCUUACCGACCAUCAACAGCAGCUACAUAAAGAAGUGCAACUUUGACUUUGAGAAGAACAGCUACUGUCCCAUAUUCCGAAUCGGAGACGUGAUUCGAUUGGCUCACCAGGACUUCACCACUCUGGCUAGCAAAGGUGGUGUGAUAGGAAUAAAGAUCGCUUGGGUGUGUGAUCUGGAUAGAGCGGAGGACGAGUGUAAGCCUGCGUACUCGUUCACCCGACUAGACGGCAUGUCGGAGAAAAGCACCGUGUCACCAGGGUACAACUUCAGGUACGCAAAGUAUUUUAAGAGGCCUGAUGGGACGGAGGCCCGAACGCUGCUGAAGGCAGUGGCGAUUCGAUUUGACGUGAUGGUCAAUGGAGAUGCAGGAAAAUUUAAUAUGAUUCCGACCCUGAUCAAUAUGGUGGCUGCGUUUACUUCAGUGGGUGUGGGCGCUGUUCUUUGUGACAUAAUUCUGCUCAAUUUCCUGAAAGGAGCCGACCAGUACAAGGCAAGAAAAUUUGAAGAGGUGUCAGAUAAACAGAUUGAAAAAUCGCCCUCGUACAUCAGCGGAAUGUACAGGACCAGAGAGCACAGCCAGCUAUCCAUCCGACCCGAGGACAAGUUCUCCAACGACUCGGGCGCGUUUUCCAUCGGACAGUACGGUUAACCGCGGCGCCCGAAUUAGAACGAUAUGACGAUACGAGUCUUAGUAUGAAAUGCGCUGUAAAUAGCUGUUAUCAGAUUCUACUACUGAAUUUAAUAUACCUGGUGUCCCAAAGGUAACGCUGCAGCUCGAACAUCCUUAUUUA
Molecule: messenger RNA, 1372 nt
Organism: Trichomycterus rosablanca
Lineage: Eukaryota; Metazoa; Chordata; Actinopteri; Siluriformes; Trichomycteridae
Gene: p2rx3b
Product: purinergic receptor P2X, ligand-gated ion channel, 3b
Exons: 12
Coding region: 1-1230 (409 amino acids)
Biological process (GO): response to ATP; calcium ion transmembrane transport
Cellular component (GO): plasma membrane; nuclear inner membrane
Molecular function (GO): extracellularly ATP-gated monoatomic cation channel activity; ATP binding; purinergic nucleotide receptor activity
Source: RefSeq, a predicted model, not a curated record